GCUGGUGCUUGUGUUCACAAUUUGCCCUGUCGAUUUUGAUAGUUUUAAUUUUUAUUCGUCAAGUUUGUCAUUUUCAAUCGAUUUAUCAAUUAGAUUUAUUAUACUUAGUUCAGCAUUAGUCCUACUUUAGCCUAUUAUGGCAUUAUUCAUUUAUAUUUGCCAUUUUUUCUGCUGGUGGGUUCAUUGUUUCACAGUUGGUACACUUCCUUGUAGGCCUGCUUCCUACCUGCUCGUCUCGAUGGAAUGGCCAAAAGAAAGUGUAUUUCCAAGUUUCAAGUUUAUCCCUUUUUAUCUAAAAGUGACAAAUUCGCAUGAAAAUGUGUCUCAUCGAUUCAUAAAUAUCUAUUCUCGAUGUGGUAUUCUAGUUUUCAACGUUCAUCAUUAUUUGUGUCAAAAAACUUGUAAGUAACUGAACGACAUUACUCGCACGCAAUGUGCUUUGUCCCACAACUUCGAAUUUCGACAUUUAUCAAAUUUGUGCUUCUAAUUCUGAAGAACUGUUGAUCCAACAACGAUAAUAUCCAGAAUGAACUAUUUUUACUAGAAGAAGGCUCAGAAGAACUUUAUUUUCUGUAUUCAAUUCUAGCUGUGUCCAAUGAUACAUGUUAGGUUAUUUGUUUCAUCAUGAACUUUAUUUGCAAUCUCUCACUUGCAAGAACAUUUUUGUCAGCACCUGACAAUUUUCAAUCAUCAAGAAAAUAUAUAGUUCCAUCACACUCAAUGCAUUAAAAACAUUAUUUAUGCAUCAGACAUUUCUGCAUUGAACUAGUUACUAAGCAAGGUUACAAUUUAUCCUGCAUCUAGGAUUUGAAGAAGCUUGUCCAUGACAAUUCUUCUUGGAAUUACAUCAACCCUUGUAAUUUCCUCUCAUCAUUUGAAAUCUACACCAUUGUGAUUUCUUUUCUCAGUGACUAUUGCGCACUAUUUUGGCCACCAGUUGCCACCUCAUUGUAACCUAGAACUGUUCAUGUUUGAAAUUGCUUUAUUGGGUCGCGGCUAUCAAUCUACUUGUAUGCUGCUAAGUUACAUUGCGCCUGCCGUGUGUACACCUUCAUUGAACUAUCAUCAUCACCAUUGUGGUUUAUCAGAAUUUUUGUGUGCUUCGUUCAUAUCACCACAACAAUUUACAUUUGUGAUCUAUUCACUUGCCUGGAGUUACUAGUUUUCUCUAACAACAUCUUGUCCAUGCACAAGCCUACGCAUUAUCGCGCAACACCUGCCGUGAUGACAUCUGUAAUCAUCAUCCUACCGACUUGGAUUCAAUUCUAUCUCCAUCUGUAACAAACCUACUGAGUUGUAACGCUUAGUACAGCGCCCUUGUUACCAUCAUUGCCUGCUGCUGGUCACACUUGGAGUGGAUUCAACUUCUGCACGGCUCCCUGCCGUCUCACUGCCGGUCUUCUGAAGAUUCAGCGCAGUUCGCCGCCGACGCCGCCCUGGUACUUGGUUCCACGGCUCCCUGCCGUCCUGUUGCCGGUUCUGUCCGGGUAUCUGGUCCAAUUUGACGCCGACGCCUACCUGGUGUCCAGCCCAUGGGCAUCGCAGACCUUCCAGAAAUCCUACUGGUUUUCUUUAAGCCAGCUGGUGAAGACAUCUAACCUCUUAGUUAAGUAUUUUGUUCUGUGCUUCUGUGCACUUACCGAUUCAUUGUUCAACCAUUUUCAUUUACAUUUGUUUUUAGAAACAUUUAUAAAUUACAUUUUUUAUAUUUACUUUUUGAGGUCGUAUAUUUAAAGUUAGACCUUUCCGCGGUCCCAAUUAUUCGUCGCGGUCCCUUUUCAAUUUCUCUUGUCUUGUGGAAAACUUUCAAUAUUUGUUUGUUUAUGCAACAGCUGGAUUUUCAUUAAUUACAUGAUUUUUGUGACUAGGAGUUCUACAAUAAAUUCAAAACAUUGUAUUUUGAAGAUUCUGAAUUCUCUUUUUAUUUGUCAACAUAAUUGUCCAACUGUGUGGACCCACCAUUGUAUGUACAUGCUUUACUAUUCUAAGGUAAUAAAACAAACCAAAUUACACUUUUUAGAAGGUCUAUUACGUAUUCAUGAUCAUUAUAAUAUUCUUUAUGAUUCUAAUCCUUGUAUGUCAUUUAGCCUACCUGUUCCAAGAUGGUACUAUAGCCUACCUGUUCCAAGAUGGUACUAUAAAUUCAUAUAUUCAAUUUCAACUACAGCUGAUCAAUAACUCUCUUAAAUAUCAUUCCUUUUUUGCUUACCAGAGUCUUUUAUGAGGACAGUUUGGGUGGUCUCAUUGAGAGUUGCAAUUCAGAUCUUGACGACUCUUAAUGUCACAAUCAUUGCAGUCCGCUUAGAAGAUUGGAGGUUACGCUUCAAUUUCACCCAAAUUACUCAUAAAGGUGGUCCUCCUCAGCCGGAUCUUGGCCUGCGGCCAUCUUGGUUCAAAUUCCGUUUGUUUUUUACGACCUCUAUAACUUACACUUACCGUCGACCGCGAAAAUUCCAACCUUCGGUUGCGUUUUUUGUAAAUUCGCACUUGCAUACACAUUUCUUGUAUAGCAUAGUGCACGACCAUUGUAGUGCUUAUACUAAUUCACUGUGAGUCAUUUUUAGUUAUUGGGCAACCCCUCCAGGACACGCUGUGUUCGUGUCGGGUACAACCUGCUCUAAUUCCUGGGACUGUGAACUGGCUGCGGACUACUCGCUCGGCUGCGCGCAGGGCUUACUCGUUGCCACUGACUCAAGCUUGAACGUAACACAGCGCACUGACCGACCGAAGAGGACGCACGCCGGUGAUGCCCAGACAUAUUUUUCUAGGUUUGAUGCCAAUACUUUACGUGAUUGGGAGCGGUCAAACUCCGUUAAGGACAAGACUUCCUUAGACAACCUCUGGACCUUUAUGGAGCAACAGCACAAGGUUUCCCAAUAUGUCUCCUUUGGUCUCGGCAGUCAUGCGCAAUCUGCGCAACGACUGGUCAACAACCAGUCUGGCAAUGGUAAGCCUAGUCAUAAUUCAAUUAACAAUAAUUCUCGUCCCAGCACGUCCUCAACUUUUGUCAAGUAUUCUGGAUGCUUGUUUUGCAAUGACACCAAUCAUAAUGUCUUUCGUUGCAAUACAUUUCUCAAUAUGGCGCCUACAGCUCGUCUAAACGCUGUACAGCAAAAGAAUCUCUGUAGAAACUGUCUUCGACCUUUCAGUAAGGAUCACCAAUGUUUUGGUGCUUGCAGAGAUUGUGGCAAGGCCCAUCACUCAUUAUUGCAUUUCAAUAAUAGUAAAUCUUCCCCAACUGUAGGGAAAAAUACUUCUUCAAAUAAUGCUCACACUCGUAAACCAAAUCGUCAGCAGGCUUCUAAGUCCUCAUCGAAUUGUUGUUGUUCUGAGUCAAAGCAGUCUGACAUACCUAGCCCAGCUGUGUUCACACCUAGCUUGACUCGUCCAGUCAGUCAAGCAUCAUCAAUUUCAGUGUCUGACACUUCGAGUGUCACAACUGUUGUCACUCCGACCUCGUCGACAAGUUCACAAGCCAUCAGCAAUUCAAACUGUGCGCAUUCAAACUCACCUAGCUUGUUACAACGAGUUAACAUCAUGCCCACAGCGCAAUUGCAUAUUUUGAGUAAAAAUAAUCAAGUUAUUUCAUGUCGCGCACUGCUUGAUACCGGUAGUGAUGCUUGCUUCAUUUCCAAGGCUCUUGCUUCUCAAUUGGACCUUGACUCUGUGUAUUCUAAUAAUACCAUUCACACUGUGUCUGGUACCAGUUCAGCACCUGUGUGUACUGCUGCUGUUCUCAUACAUUCUCCUGACCGAACGUGGUCGAAGGAAGUCAGUUGCAUAUUAACUGAGAAAAUUACCCCUAGCAUUCCUCCAUUUGGGCUCAACUUACAAAACUUCAAUAUUCCACCCAAUGUUAAGUUAGCUGACCCUGAAUUUCAUGUUUCUAAGGGAGUCGACCUGCUUCUCAGUGUUGCUAUCUAUUCUUCUAUCCAAGCUUGUGGUCAAAUUCAGUUAGCUGAUGAAUGCACUCUUCAAAAUACCAAACUGGGUUGGGUUGUUUGGGGAGCUAUCACGCCUAACAUUCUCAAUUCAUGCGAGCAACCCGUUAGCUCAAAUUGUGUGUCAACUCAUGACAUUUCCAGACAAUUAGAGAAGUUUUGGAAAAUUGAGGAAGUCCUUCCCAAAGAUAGCGUAACUAAGGAGCAGCAUCAAAUUGAAAAACACUAUCUUGAUAAUGUACAACGUGGACAAGACGGCCGCUUCUCGGUUGCACUACCUAAAAAAGAUAAUUUCGAUUUAUUGGGUCAAUCUCGUCAUCAAGCACUUGUGCGUUUUCAUUCUUUGGAAAAAAGACUUGCUACUAAUGCUGAAUUGCGUUCUCAAUACGUAGCCUUUAUGGACGAGUAUGAAUCUCUUGGUCAUAUGUCUCCUGUACCUGACAGUCAGCCUUAUGAAAAAUGUUUUCAUAUACCACACCACCCAGUUUUCAAGCCCGACUCGACAACUACAAAAUUGCGCGUAGUUUUCGACGCCUCUGCUAAAUCUAAUACAGGCAUUUCUUUAAAUGAAGCCCUUCAUGUAGGUCACACCGUUCAACCUGAACUGUUCGAUAUAGUUUUGCGUUUUCGCACCCACCGCGUUGCUUUCAUUGCUGACAUUACUAAAAUGUACAGGCAGAUUUUGGUACAUCCCGAGGAUCGAAAUUUGCAGAGAAUUUUUUGGCGAUCUAAUGUUAAUGAUCCAAUUCAGGAGUAUGUGUUGAACACCGUCAGUUACGGUACUUCUCCUGCCGCAUUUCUAGCCACUCGUACGCUGAAUCAUUUAGCUGAUAUAGAUUGCGAACCGAAUUCACCAGUUGCCAAUGCCAUUAAAAAUGAUUUUUAUGUGGAUGACUUUAUAAGUGGUUGUUCUACUGUUGAACAGGCAAUUGACUUAUUGCGUCAAAUUCGUGACACUCUGUCCAAUGGAGGUUUUGAACUCCGCAAAUGGUUGUCAAAUUCAAAUGAAGUACUCAACAGCAUUCCUGAACACCUUGUUGAAACUGUAUCAUCCAAACCCCUUUCUGAUUCAAAUGACAGUAUAGUUAAGGCGUUAGGAUUAAUCUGGAACUCAACCUCAGACGUUCUAAUUAUUUCAUCCAGUGUAGCUGAUGUAAUCCACAAAACCGCAUUCACAAAGAGAGAAUUACUCUCAUGUAUUGCUAGUAUUUUCGACCCUCUUGGUCUCAUUUCUCCGGUAGUAAUUCUGCCUAAAAUGCUAUUUCAAAAAUUAUGGCCAUUGAAACUUGAUUGGGACCAAAAAUUACCACCUGAUUUGUUAGCUGACUGGUUAGCUAUUUUGCAAGAGCUUCCUAAUAUUUCAAAUAUUACAAUUCCGCGCUGCAUUCUCGCCCCUGAGCCAGAUGCUAUCCUUGAAUUACACGCUUUUGCUGAUGCAAGUGUCACCGCUUAUGGUGUCUGCAUCUAUGUUCGGAGUACAACUUCACAAGGAGUGCACGUUUGCCUCCUCACUGCGAAAUCAAAAUUAGCGUCACUCAGACCACUUUUGACAAUUCCUAGAUUGGAAUUACAGGCUGCAUUGUUAGCUUCCCGCUUAGUCAAUAAAAUAAUUUCCGCAUCUAGAAUUUCAUUCUCAGGAGUCUUUCUGUGGACUGACUCAAAGAUUGUCUGUGACUGGCUUAAGGCCGUUCCGAACCGAUCUGACGUAUUUGUCUCGGUCAGAAUUUCUGAAAUUCAGAAUACUACAGCUGAUUUCAGUUGGAAUCAUGUUAAAACCGAUCAGAACCCCGCAGAUCUCGUCUCUAGAGGCUGCUCACCAAAUCUUUUGAUUACUAGCACUCUUUGGUGGAACGGACCUACUUGGUUGUCUCAAUCUCCAAGUACAUGGAAUAAAUUUUCAACCAAUUUUUCAACAACCAGAAGCACUGUUUCACUUGCUACAAAAAUUGAUUCUUCACCAGUUUUCAAUGAACUAAUCAAUAAAUUUUCCAAUUAUCAUAAAUUGACUCGUACAACAGCGUAUUUAUUGCGCUAUGUGCACAAUCUUCGAAAUUGUAAAUUUCCCGAAUUAUUGCGCAAGGGUGAAUUAUCUAUUGAGGAGAUUAAACAAGCUGAGCUUAAGCUCAUUCAUCAUGUGCAAAUUGAAGCCUUUCAUCAGGACAUAUGUCAAUUGAAGGCCAACAAACCAUUGCUGCCUAACAGCCGAAUCAGAAGUCUUACCCCAUUCAUUCAUUCUGACUCCCUCCUUCGUGUUGGCGGACGACUUCAAGAGUCAAAAAUGUCAUUUGAUUUUAAACAUCAAAUUUUGCUUCCAGCUAAGCACAAACUCACUCGGUCUCUUAUCAAUUCUUGUCAUAGACGUUUGCUUCACGCUGGUGUUCAAUCCACAAUGGCCAGCAUUCGCCAAAAAUUUUGGAUUUUAUCCACUCGUCGUACCGUGAAAAGUGUACUCAAGGCCUGUAUCACAUGUUUUCGCUUCUCUAGUUCCCGUACUGAACAAAUUAUGGGCAAUUUACCUGCUGUGCGCAUUCAAACCGAAUUUCCAUUUUAUAAUUCGGGUAUUGACUAUGCUGGACCAUUCAAUUUGAGAUUAGGUACUACUAAGUCACGUACUUACUCUAAAGCGUAUCUUGCUGUCUUCGUAUGUAUGGCAACUCGCGCUGUGCAUGUUGAAGUUGUCUCUGAGUUAUCAACUAAAAGAUUCAUUGAUGCACUUAUUCGAUUCACUGCACGUCGUGGUAUACCGUUUUCAAUUUCUUCCGAUAAUGCCACUACCUUCGUAGGCGCUAACAAUGAAUUGAAAGAACUCUGCAAUUUCUUUGCGAAUGAACGAUCACAGUCUGAAAUUCAAAAUUUUGCGACAUUGUUUAACAUUUCAUGGCGUUUUAUCCCUCCACGAGCACCUCACUUCGGUGGAUUGUGGGAGAAUGCGAUAAAAAACUUCAAGCGUAUUUUCAAAACUAUUUCAUUCAACAAAAUAUUGGACUAUGAAGAUGCAACAACGUUCUCUGCUCAAGUGGAAGCGAUUUUGAAUUCCAGGCCUCUUAUCCCUCUUUCUGAGGACCCUGAAGACCUGCAAUAUAUUUCUCCCGGACAUUUUCUUAUUGGAAGGCCCAUUACUGCACUUCCAUUUCCGCUACCUGAGACAACUCAUAUAGAUCAUCGUUCGCGCUGGAAAAAUCUUGCUCUAGCUACGAAAGAGCUCUGGAAAAAAUGGUCAACGGAAUAUCUCGUUACCCUACAAACUAAAGCAAAAUGGACUGAGGAAUCUGAAAAUCUCAAGGUGGACACCAUCGUAUUACUCAAAGAUCCUGGCACUGUUCCUUCUACAUGGCGUUUAGCACGCAUUGUUGAACUACACCCUGGAAAAGACCAGAAGGUGCGCGUUGUUACGGUACUUACGGAAACUGGACUUUUCAAGCGUGCUAUCUCUAGCAUCGCUCCUCUGCCUCAAGAAGAAGAAUUAGAUUAGGUUAGUUAUCACUUAUGUCUUAUUUGCAUAUUCUCAAUUAUAUUUGUCUUUUUUUUACGUUGGCUUUUACCGAUGGUAUGUUGUCAGAUGCUCAUUUUUUAGCAUUUAUCUGAUUUUUGUAUUGUGUCUAAUCAUCCUUUCAUUCAUUUUUUCGUCCAAUGGCAUGGCGUCGGACGCUAGCAUCGCUCCUUCAUUAUCAUCAAUUUGCAAUAUUGUUAGUUUUUAUUGUCAUAUUCAUAUCUUCCUUCUAUUUGGAAUUUCUUGUAUAUUUAGUAAUUGGUUUAUCUGCGUAUUUCGAUUAAGUCCUUUGAAUUUGUUUCCCAUUAGUGAUUCUGCAUCAUUUUUAAAUAUAUCUGCCAUUUCAGCAGAAAGUGGAUUUUUGUUCGAUCUUGUCUAUUUUUGUCAUUUGACUUGUCUUUUGUCUAGGCACAUUUUCUUGUAGAUACCUUGUAUCAAAUUUGGUUUAUGCCUCCUGCUCCUGUCGUGAGCCUCUCUAAUCACCAGAUUUAACAUAAUUGUUGUUUUUGUUUGCUCACUUUUUUUCUUUUGAGACAUCCUUGAUGCCUCAAGGGGGGACCUUAUGUUAAAUCUGGCAUUUGCAGUCACCACUUGUUUUGGUUGCCGCCUCCUGGAGCGCUGGUGCUUGUGUGUCACCACUUGUUUUGGUUGCUGCCGCUUGGAGCGCUGGUGCUUGUGUUCACAAUUUGCCCUGUCGAUUUUGAUAGUUUUAAUUUUUAUUCGUCAAGUUUGUCAUUUUCAAUCGAUUUAUCAAUUAGAUUUAUUAUACUUAGUUCAGCAUUAGUCCUACUUUAGCCUAUUAUGGCAUUAUUCAUUUAUAUUUGCCAUUUUUUCUGCUGGUGGGUUCAUUGUUUCACAGUUGGUACACUUCCUUGUAGGCCUGCUUCCUACCUGCUCGUCUCGAUGGAAUGGCCAAAAGAAAGUGUAUUUCCAAGUUUCAAGUUUAUCCCUUUUUAUCUAAAAGUGACAAAUUCGCAUGAAAAUGUGUCUCAUCGAUUCAUAAAUAUCUAUUCUCGAUGUGGUAUUCUAGUUUUCAACGUUCAUCAUUAUUUGUGUCAAAAAACUUGUAAGUAACUGAACGACAUUACUCGCACGCAAUGUGCUUUGUCCCACAACUUCGAAUUUCGACAUUUAUCAAAUUUGUGCUUCUAAUUCUGAAGAACUGUUGAUCCAACAACGAUAAUAUCCAGAAUGAACUAUUUUUACUAGAAGAAGGCUCAGAAGAACUUUAUUUUCUGUAUUCAAUUCUAGCUGUGUCCAAUGAUACAUGUUAGGUUAUUUGUUUCAUCAUGAACUUUAUUUGCAAUCUCUCACUUGCAAGAACAUUUUUGUCAGCACCUGACAAUUUUCAAUCAUCAAGAAAAUAUAUAGUUCCAUCACACUCAAUGCAUUAAAAACAUUAUUUAUGCAUCAGACAUUUCUGCAUUGAACUAGUUACUAAGCAAGGUUACAAUUUAUCCUGCAUCUAGGAUUUGAAGAAGCUUGUCCAUGACAAUUCUUCUUGGAAUUACAUCAACCCUUGUAAUUUCCUCUCAUCAUUUGAAAUCUACACCAUUGUGAUUUCUUUUCUCAGUGACUAUUGCGCACUAUUUUGGCCACCAGUUGCCACCUCAUUGUAACCUAGAACUGUUCAUGUUUGAAAUUGCUUUAUUGGGUCGCGGCUAUCAAUCUACUUGUAUGCUGCUAAGUUACAUUGCGCCUGCCGUGUGUACACCUUCAUUGAACUAUCAUCAUCACCAUUGUGGUUUAUCAGAAUUUUUGUGUGCUUCGUUCAUAUCACCACAACAAUUUACAUUUGUGAUCUAUUCACUUGCCUGGAGUUACUAGUUUUCUCUAACAACAUCUUGUCCAUGCACAAGCCUACGCAUUAUCGCGCAACACCUGCCGUGAUGACAUCUGUAAUCAUCAUCCUACCGACUUGGAUUCAAUUCUAUCUCCAUCUGUAACAAACCUACUGAGUUGUAACGCUUAGUACAGCGCCCUUGUUACCAUCAUUGCCUGCUGCUGGUCACACUUGGAGUGGAUUCAACUUCUGCACGGCUCCCUGCCGUCUCACUGCCGGUCUUCUGAAGAUUCAGCGCAGUUCGCCGCCGACGCCGCCCUGGUACUUGGUUCCACGGCUCCCUGCCGUCCUGUUGCCGGUUCUGUCCGGGUAUCUGGUCCAAUUUGACGCCGACGCCUACCUGGUGUCCAGCCCAUGGGCAUCGCAGACCUUCCAGAAAUCCUACUGGUUUUCUUUAAGCCAGCUGGUGAAGACAUCUAACCUCUUAGUUAAGUAUUUUGUUCUGUGCUUCUGUGCACUUACCGAUUCAUUGUUCAACCAUUUUCAUUUACAUUUGUUUUUAGAAACAUUUAUAAAUUACAUUUUUUAUAUUUACUUUUUGAGGUCGUAUAUUUAAAGUUAGACUUUUCCGCGGUCCCAAUUAUUCGUCGCGGUCCCUUUUCAAUUUCUCUUGUCUUGUGGAAAACUUUCAAUAUUUGUUUGUUUAUGCAACAGCUGGAUUUUCAUUAAUUACAUGAUUUUUGUGACUAGGAGUUCUACAAUAAAUUCAAAACAUUGUAUUUUGAAGAUUCUGAAUUCUCUUUUUAUUUGUCAACAUAAUUGUCCAACUGUGUGGACCCACCAUUGUAUGUACAUGCUUUACUAUUCUAAGGUAAUAAAACAAACCAAAUUACACUUUUUAGAAGGUCUAUUACGUAUUCAUGAUCAUUAUAAUAUUCUUUAUGAUUCUAA
Messenger RNA from Nilaparvata lugens (brown planthopper), 10165 nucleotides. RefSeq lists its product as uncharacterized. Bases 2851 to 7413 code for a protein of 1520 amino acids. The record is from RefSeq and is a predicted model, not a curated record. Gene Ontology annotation, molecular function: nucleic acid binding. NCBI's taxonomy places the organism in Eukaryota, Metazoa, Arthropoda, Insecta, Hemiptera, Delphacidae. The transcript is spliced from 2 exons. Gene Ontology annotation, biological process: DNA integration.